AAACUCGCAUGGUCUUUCAAAUUCCUGAGUACCUAAAGGUAGCACCAUUUGACAGGAGAUCGCCCUUGGCUAAUGGCUAACCCAGCCAGUUGGAGUUAGCAAAAAUAACAAAUACAACGCCUGUCCAGCUUAACAUUUUGGAGGUUGUUGGCCACGGCAGGGGCUUGGGAUAAGGUUGAGCGAAUGUCCCUUAGUUCUGCUGACCAGGGGGGUCCAUCUGCGACUGCCUCUUCCACCAAAGACGAGGAAAGGUUGAGCAGCUCCGAUCAGGCAGUGACUACAGAGAACACACAUGUGGAGCAGGUGCUGCCGGCCGUGGAUGAAGCCUCACCUGAUUUGACUUCAUCCUUCGAGAUGCUCGAGACAGAGCAUGUCCCGCCUCCUUACCAAAAAGUGCAGCCUCACUGGUUUUACUACAAACAGGGCGAUGACAAUGCACUCUGGCUCCCUUUUAGCAGAGAAGACUCAGACAAAUUAGAGAAUGCUGACAAUGCACGAGGCGAUGAUGAGGUGGUGGUGGCUGUGGAGGGCGAACGCUACGAUGUACAUGUCAAGGAGAGGAAGCGCUAUGCCGUGUACUGGGAACAAGCUCCCACUGAAGUUCGCCGCUGCACGUGGUUCUACAAGGGAGACAAAGACUUAAGGUUCAUGCCGUACACAGAAGACUUCAGCGUCAAUCUGGAGGAUGCUUAUAUGAUCGCAGUUACUUUAGAUGAGUGGAAAAGGAAGCUGGAUUUUCCCACAGGAGAGACGGUCAUUUUACACAAUCCCAAGCUGAUAAUGCACUAUCAGCCAAUAGGAUUUCAAGAAGAUUGGGUCUCCUCACCGUCUGAGAAUACCCGUCCUCGAACAGUCAAACGUGGCAUUAACAACAUCCCUGUAGAAAUACCAGAUGGUGAACCAGACAAGGUGGACCACCUUGUGUUUAUGGUCCAUGGCAUUGGUCCUGCAUGUGACCUGCGCUUCAGAUCCAUCAUACAGUGUGUGAAUGACUUCCGGAGUGUAUCAUUGUCCUUGUUGGCCUCUCAUUAUAAGAAUGCUCAGCUAGAGGGCAAGGUGGGCAAAGUGGAGUUCCUCCCAGUGAACUGGCACAGCGCUCUACAUGGUGAUGCCACCGGUGUGGAUCAGGAUAUCCAUCGGAUCACUCUGCCUAGCAUCAGCAGACUGAGACAUUUCACCAACGACACACUGCUUGACUUGUUUUUCUAUAACAGUCCCACCUACUGUCAGACUAUAGUGGACACGGUCGUCUCAGAGAUCAACAGACUACACACUCUCUUUAAACAGCGACACCCCGAGUUCAAGGGGGAAAUUUCUGUCGUGGGUCAUAGCCUUGGUUCAUUGAUCCUGUUUGACUUGCUAACCAACCAGAUAUCUGGUUCAGAAGAAUCUGCAAAAGAGGAGGUGCUGCCUGAUAACCCCUGUCAUCUGGACCAUGACACACUUGAGCAGACUCUCACCGGACUGGGCCUGCAGCAAUACUCACCCAUAUUUAAGGCAGAAAAUCUGGACCUGGAAUCACUGGGUCUUUGUCAAGAAAAUGAUCUCAAAGAAAUAGGAAUUCCUCUAGGACCCCGGAAGAAGAUCCUGAAAUAUGUCAGGAGAAAAUAUUUUUCAGAGGAUUCCAAAGCCGGACAGGUGGCUCGAGUGCAACAAGGUCACUGCUGUGAAGACAAUGGUAACCAGUCGUCGGGAUCUGCAGUCGUAAAGGGCCAGUUCCUCAGAACACAGUCCAGCACCAGCGCUGUAGAUUAUGAAUAUUUCAACAUGGGCAUCGGACAGACCAGUGGAGGGAUAGCCAUGGGACAGGUAUCCGUUGAUUACCCACAGCUGGCGUUCCAGCCACAGACCUUUUUUGCGUUUGGAUCCCCCAUUGGAAUGUUUCUCACUGUACGCGGACUGAAACGCAUUGAUCUGAACUACAGCUUCCCAACCUGCAAGAGCUUUUAUAACAUCUAUCACCCGUUUGAUCCUGUAGCUUACCGGAUCGAACCCAUGAUUAUUUCAGAAGUUGACCUCGAGCCCAUGUUAAUUCCGCACCAUAAAGGCCGCAAGAGGAUGCACUUGGAACUGAAGGACAGCUUUACCCGCAUGAGCAUAGAUUUGAAAAACAAUGUACUGGGAUCAUUAAGGACAGCUUGGCAGUCACUUUCCAGACUACCUGUUGCUGCACUACCUCCAGUAGACGAAGGAGACAGUGUAACACAAGGAAACCUUCAGGAGACACCAGCGUUGGCUGCAGUUUGUGCCUCUGCUCAGAGGGAAGAUCAAAGGGGUGACUUUUGGAUGAAAGUAUUUGAGUGGCCCAGGGCCCUUCAUAGGCAUUACCAGUACUUCCAAGGCAAGCACGAGGACGUGGAAUUGUCAGCAUCAACAGAGCAGCCACAGCAGGCAGAGCAAGCAGAAAUAAAAGUGGGAAUGUUGAACGGAGGACGACGAAUUGACUAUGUGCUUCAGGAAAAACCAAUAGAAAGCUUCAACGAAUAUUUGUUUGCCAUUCAGUCACACCUUUGCUAUUGGGAAUCUGAGGAUGCUGCUCUGUUGCUGCUUAAGGAGAUUUACGACAAAUUGGAUGUAACAUUGGAACAGACUCAACCGUAAUGAGUUUCCUCAAUAAAAUCCACUUCAGGAAACCUGAGAGUGUGUCCGAGAAGGACAGUCAGCAGAGGUUGUGCAAUCUUCCUCCAGAAUGUCUUUUGGUCAAAUGAUCUCUGGCCAAAGAUGUCGAUCGUGAUUUCAGUCAUCACCCAAGCUGGGUUUGUGUUUACUUAUUGAUUCUCAUGUCAUGCUAUGUGUUGCACUCUUCUUGUCUACUUUUCCUUACCUUGCACUUUUCAUCAAUAUAUCAAACGCACAACUCUUACUAGAUGAUGCGGAAGAUUUUACUUCAGAAUUUCGGUCUCAGAGGUGGAAAAUCCAGGUUCAGAGCUACCGGGCUUGUUUACCCGCCUGUUGAGUCAAAGCACCUGUGGCGAAAGCCAACGUUUGGCAGAGUUUUUACUUUCUGCACUUGGAUUCGCCACCUUUGUUAGUAUUUAAAAAAACAUGUUCAAUUGCUCAAGUGCAAUUUAAAAUACAGUAGAAAGUGUUGAAGGGAGCACUCCCUUAUCAUCUUAGCUUUAUAAACAAGAAUUUUAUUUUGUUUUGGUUGACUGAAAUUGUUGUUUUUGUGUAUUCUGUAAGUGGAAGUUUUGCUGUGUCUCUUCCUGUUCACCCAAAGAAACCAAAAGCUGCUGAUUCUACGAUGUGCAAUUUUCCCUAACAUGCAGCCAUGACCCCUUUUUCAUUCGAGCUUUCUUCUUUUAUUUCACUUUCACCAUAUUCACACGAGGGGUUGUGAAGCAUUUAAUCGUAAAUCUAAUCAUUUUAGAUUUUUGCUCUUAAAAUAUAAUAUAAUAUCAUAACAGGAUGGGAAGAUAAGUUUGCAGAACUCAUUUUGAACAUGCCAAGGGCCAAAUUCAACCUUUCUCUUCUGCACUCCUAUCAAGGAUUGUAGAAGGAAACGUUUCAGAUUCAGAAAACUUUAUUUAUCCCCGUAGUUUGCCUCUGUAUGUCCAGCAAAACAGUUGUUUGAUCAUCUCAACAUUCCCCCUGCAGUUUAUUCACUUUUCACAUGUAUCUGCAGAAGUAGCGUAGUUGCCGCGUUGUCAUAUUGUCAUAGACAAGAGCUUAAUCAAAAUGUUAAGAUAGUCUAAGGUAACUUAAGUUUUUACUCAUGUUCAGAUAACCUGGUUGUUUGCCCUCUCCCAGCCACCUUGUUGACUGGACUGGUUGAACUAUACUAGUUCAAGGUUUCUCUCCAGUUUUUGCACCAUGCAUCUCUUUGUGUUAAACAACAUUUUAUACUCUCCAAAGAAGCACUGAACAUGUAUUAUAUACUUGACAUCGCUGCUUAAGCCGUGCACCCUUAGUGAUGAUGGUGAUACGCACAAAAUUAAUGGCUGUUUAUACCUCUUUUGUGUGGCAUAAUAAAAUACGAAUGUCUUGCA
Hippocampus zosterae (dwarf seahorse) is the source of this 3989-nucleotide messenger RNA. It is a transcript of the gene ddhd2, whose product is annotated as DDHD domain containing 2. The transcript has 20 exons. The coding region runs from base 184 to 2601 and encodes 805 amino acids. Gene Ontology annotation, molecular function: triacylglycerol lipase activity; protein binding; metal ion binding. The record is from RefSeq and is a predicted model, not a curated record. Lineage: Eukaryota; Metazoa; Chordata; Actinopteri; Syngnathiformes; Syngnathidae. Gene Ontology annotation, cellular component: COPII-coated ER to Golgi transport vesicle.